This is a messenger RNA of Ixodes scapularis (black-legged tick), 801 nucleotides long. Its product is annotated as transient-receptor-potential-like protein. Gene Ontology annotation, biological process: regulation of cytosolic calcium ion concentration; calcium ion transmembrane transport; manganese ion transport. The record is from RefSeq and is a predicted model, not a curated record. Gene Ontology annotation, cellular component: cation channel complex; membrane. Gene Ontology annotation, molecular function: inositol 1,4,5 trisphosphate binding; store-operated calcium channel activity; protein binding. Lineage: Eukaryota; Metazoa; Arthropoda; Arachnida; Ixodida; Ixodidae. Bases 1 to 801 code for a protein of 266 amino acids. The transcript has 5 exons.
AUGGCGGAACACGACGAGUCGAGUUGCUGCAGCAACAAAUCCCUGCCUUGCUACAGCGUUGACGAGCAGGUUCUGCAGAUACUAUGGGAGGAACAGGUGGACAUGAAUGAGCUACUCGAAUUUUCCUUCGACCGGAUCGAGAAACUGGCGAAAAAACACGGCAAUACGAUCAGCGAACUCCAGAAAGAGGAUCUGUGGGAAUACGUUCAAAGAAUGCGGGCGCAUCCGGGGUUGAACGUGAACUGCUGCGACAUGCGCGGCCUGCGGGCGCUCGAGGUGUGCGCCCAGAACGGGGACGUGGACGCGAGCGUGGAGCUGCUCCGACUGCGCGCCCUGGACCCGGACCACGUGCAGGCCGCCCUGCUGGUGGCUGUGCAGCGGGGAGACCUCGUGCUCACCAAGAUCCUCCUGGACGGCGCCCAUGGGCCGUGCACCGUUCCCGUGGGCAACAUGACUCCGCUGAUGGCGGCAGCCAUCGCGGGAGACCUGGAGAUCACCAAGAUGCUCCUGGACAGGGGACACGUCAUCCAGAAACCUCACGAGCCAGGCUGUCUGUGCGCGGAGUUGUGCCGCGAGCAGUCCCAGAAGCACGGAGAGAGGCUGUCGCAGUCGCAGCUCCGCCGCAACGCGUUCCGGGCCCUGAGCAGUCCGGUGUACAUCCUGCUCACGUCCGACGACCCCGUGCUGACCGCCUUCACGCUCAGCAGGGACCUCCAGCGCCUCGCCGACAGCACCCCGGAGUUCCAGGUACACGCACCGGCGACGCACUGGCGGUGCGAAGCGCUCGUUCGUACACGAUAA